AUGACGACGACGCAAAAAGUUUUAAAAGGGAAGAUCUUGUUUCUUCAUGGCUACACCCAGCUGGCGUCGAUUUUCUACGCCAAGUCGCUGGCGCUCCGCAAAAAGUUGACCAAGCUUGGCUACAAAGUGGUCUACCUCCAGGGCCCGCUCAAGUUGACGGGGGUCGAUCUCCCGCAAUCCCUCGGCGAUUUCAACACCGUGGUCAAAGACGAUGAAGACAACAACCUCAGGGCGUGGUGGGUGAAAAAGAAGCACACCAAUAGUGAUGUCGACAUGCUGGCAGCGUUCGACACUAUCCGCAACUACGUUGACAAACAAGAGCUUAUUGAAGACCCCGAUAUGAAAGACACCACUGAAACCGAAGAAGAGAGAAAGCUCCCCAUCGUGGGGCUUAUUGGUUUUUCUCAAGGGGCAGCGAUGGCGGGUUUAGUGGCGCUGACAUGGAAGGAAACUUUUGGUAAGCCCGAAUUGAAGUUCUGCGUGUUAUACUCGGGCUUUAAGCUUGACACGUCGGAGAAAUCCGGUAACGAACAGUACGCUAAAUACUACGCGGAUAAGCUUCCCGGCUCGCUUAAGCUUUUAACUGUCUACGGUGAACUAGACACGGUGGUGGAAGAAGAACGGCUGUUAUCAUUGUAUAACUACUACAAGCUGCAGCUGGACCUUUUGAAACACCCCGGCGGCCACUUUGUGCCUAAUUCCAAGGUGUAUGUCGAACAGGUGUGCAACUGGAUCGAGUCGUUGGAUGCGGCGAAACCCGAGGAAAAGAAGGAGGAGUCGCUCGACGACUUGCUUGAUAUGAUGGACAACCUCGGCAAGGCUUAA
This is a messenger RNA of Diutina rugosa, 825 nucleotides long. RefSeq names its product putative serine hydrolase. The record is from RefSeq and is a predicted model, not a curated record. Gene Ontology annotation, cellular component: cytoplasm; nucleus. NCBI's taxonomy places the organism in Eukaryota, Fungi, Ascomycota, Pichiomycetes, Serinales, Debaryomycetaceae. The coding region runs from base 1 to 825 and encodes 274 amino acids. The transcript has a single exon.